Molecule: messenger RNA, 753 nt
Organism: Paracoccidioides brasiliensis Pb18
Exons: 2
Coding region: 1-753 (250 amino acids)
Source: RefSeq, a predicted model, not a curated record
AUGGGAAGUUUGUCCGCCUUGUCUCCCAUACCGGAAAUUCGGGCGCUGCGAGGAGGAUUUGAUGUAUGGCCUGACAUGUUUCAAAACUAUUCAGCAUUUACUGACGUCUCCAAGGGUUUCAAACUAAUAUCACUCGAAAUCCCAAGUGGUCCCGAACCACGUGCUGCACUUCGAGAUGUAUUCCCCUGGCUUCCAGAUAUACCCCAGAGCAAUCUGAAUUUACAUGAGAAUUCAUUUCCGGGCCAAGUCUCUAAAAAUUGCAUACAGAAAGGCACAUUGCAUUGUUACACUUUGGAGGUUCAAGGGGUGUUAACCUUGACAAGAUCUGUCUGGGACGUCCACGCCACACUGACGGGGAUUGAGAUACAGUGUGACGGCCCGGCGGAUGGAGCCAUCACUCAUUCCAUGGGGCAUUGUGGCACCUACAAUGCCACAAUAAGUCCAUUGAUAUCCCCAGAGACUAAGGUCACAGAAAAGAAGACAACUUUCAUGAUCGACAGCGCAGGCGGCGAGCGGAUUGUCAGAGUUGAGUUUGGCGAUAUUAAGGGGAGGGCCAAUGGAACAGAGCUUUGGUUUCUUGUUCAUACGAAUCGCGGCAGGUCAAUGUCCUUUCCAAGAGAUAAGCCUGUCCCUGACAAACGGGCAAUGAUUUUUGGGGAUGAUUCGAGAACUAUUACUGGCUUUUAUUCAGUUGAGUUUGACAUUUCUGUUACCUACCACCCGUUCCCUUUCAUCGUCCCUCUUUUCAUUUGA